This is a messenger RNA of Coregonus sp. 'balchen', 6677 nucleotides long. NCBI's taxonomy places the organism in Eukaryota, Metazoa, Chordata, Actinopteri, Salmoniformes, Salmonidae. The record is from the annotation of a GenBank genome assembly.
AUGGGUGUGCACGACCUGUGGUCCAUUCUGGGGCCGGUUCGGGAGGCGGUGCCGUUGUACAGCCUCACGGGAAAGACCCUGGCCGUGGACCUUAGCCUGUGGGUCGUCGAGGCCCAGCACGUCCAAGCAAUGAUGGGGAAAGUCACCAAACCUCACCUCCGGUAAUAUGCGCAGAGAUUCACAAAUGCAAAAGUUUGAAAAACAAUUUAAACUCUGACAUUGAGACAUAGGCAUUAAACCCUGAUCCGAUUCCACAUUAUGUACCUGAUUAAUCAUUUGCAUGAUUAAUCAAUCGGGCGACUUACUAUUGGUCUGCUGUUUCAAAAUGAAAUCCCUUUUAUGCAGAGGAACAACAACUCCCUGGAAUGAGAAUUAUGGAUUUUAUUAUUUCUCUCUUUCAGGAAUCUGUUUUUCAGAGUAUCCUCUCUCACACUGAUGGGGGUAAAGCUCGUUUUUGUCAUGGAGGGAGAGGCCCCUAAACUCAAAGCAGAGACCAUGAGCAACAGGACAGACAUGAGAUUCAGGGGGUUAAAAAAGUCAGCCCCUAAAAAAACUACUACAAAGACCAACAACAGGGGGCACUUCAAUGCUGUGCUGAGAGAGGUGGGUGGACGGAAGUUGUGGCAUUCAUCACCCUCAUUGAUUGAUUUAAAGCUGUGUGUGUGUGUCUGUGUGUGUCUGUGUGUGUCUGUGUCUGUGUGUGUGUGUGUGUGUGUGUGUGUGUGUGUGUGUGUGUGUGUGUGUGUGUGUCUGUCUGUCUGUCUGUCUGUCUGUCUGUCUGUCUGUCUGUCUGUCUGUCUGUCUGUCUGUCUGUCUGUCUGUCUGUCUGUCUGUCUGUCUGUCUGUCUGUCUGUCUGUCUGUGUCUGAGUGUGUCUUUCAGAGUGGCUGUGUGUGUAGCUGCGUAUGCAUACAACAUGCGUAUAGAGGCAUAAGUCAGUAUUAUGCACAUGUGUUUUUAAAAAUGAUCUGUGUGUACCCACUACCCAUCUCUCUCUUCCCUCCAGUGUGCAGAGAUGCUGGACUGUCUGGGUGUCCCCUGGGUGACAGCGGCAGGGGAGGCAGAGGCCAUGUGUGCCUUCCUGGAUGCCCAGGGCCUGGUGGACGGCUGCAUCACCAACGAUGGAGAUGCCUUUCUCUACGGAGCGCAGACCGUCUACAGAAACUUCAACAUGAACACCAAGGUAAUGCGUUUGUGUAUUUAAAUUAGGUAUGUUACAUUUCAUUUGUAAGGGGUGUGACAUUGAAGAGAGAAGUAUUAAAACUUAUGAUUUAGUUAAUGAACCUCUAGUGGAUGCAUCCAAUCUGUAAAUGCUGUACUUGUAGGUUUCUGUUGUCUGAAUGCUCAAGAAAAUAAUCCCUGCUGUAUCAUUCCCGCUGUUGUAGGAUCCACAGGUGGAUUGUUACAGGACUUCUAGGGUGCAAACAGAGCUACAGCUAGCCAGAGAGACACUUGUGGGUCUGGCCAUCCUUCUGGGCUGUGAUUACAUUCCUAAGGUAUAGGAGAGGGGGACUGCUAAUGACUAGAUCAGCUUCUAAGGGGGUAAAACACACUUACACCAACUGUAGAAUAUACAAUAUUACUGUUUUGUUUUUGUUACUAUGACAUGUUUUGUUUUCUUACCACAAGGGUAUACCAGGAGUUGGGAAAGAGCAAGCUCUAAAACUCAUACAGACAUUAAAAGGACAAACACUUCUACAAAGGUAAGAAACUAAAAGUAUAAGACAUUCCUUUUUGUUUCACCCUCCAGCACACUGAUUAAAAAGAGGAGAGACUAAUAGAGAAACAUAAACAGUCUGUAAUCCAGUAGUUUUAACUAGGUCUUAUGUAAACAUGUACACUCCCCUAUGUAUUUAUUUAUUUGGACAGUAAUGCUAAAACUUUUAUUUUGGCUUUAUACUCCAGCAUUUUGGAUUUGAGAUCAAAUGUUUUAUAUGAGGCGACAAUACUGAAUGGUGAUGAUGAGGUAUUAUGCAAACAUGUAUAUGAUAUAAUAGUCUAUGCCUAUCCUAUACCCUCUCCUCUCCCAUGACAGGUUCAGCCAGUGGAGGGAGGAGGGUGUGGGUGUGCCAGAGUGGAUCCUAAAGAAGGUCCCUCACUGCAAUCUGUGUCGCCAUCCUGGUGAGUUACUUAGGCCCUCCGUCAAACUCACUUCAGCCCCUCGUCCUGAUAAGAAGUGUAAAUCAGGAGGGUGGGUGGGUGGGGAGGGGAGGGGUUUCCCAGGAUGAGGUGACUCGCAUGUGGUGGAUCAAGACCAUUUAAAAAUACUGUGAUGAUGAAGGCAUCUACAUGUGAGACGCUUUAGUUUGCUAAUACGUCUUCAGCAUUGUAGCUCCUAAGUAAAGUUAGUGUACUUAGUCGAGAUCAGUAUUAAAUGUCUCUGUAUGGUGGUUCAAAGCUAUCUGCUAUGAUUAUUGGGGCUGUAGCCUAUCAGUCCAGUCACCCUGAAUUGACCUCUCUGAUGAAUUGACCUCUCUGAUGAAUUGACCUCUCUGAUUUUGUCUGUCACUCCUUUUUCUGUUCCUAACCAUCUCCUAACUAACAAACUGCUACCACUUCAUUAUGUUAUUCUCUAUCACUCUCUCUUCAUUCUCUCUCUCUCUUUCUCAUCAUACUCUUUUAUCUCUUUCUCCUUCUCUCUCAGGGUCAGCCAAGACCCACGAGCGCAGUGGCUGUGUGUUGUGUGACAGCAAGCACUUCUGUGAGCCUCAAGACUAUGACUACGAGUGUCCCUGUGACUGGCACCGCUGUGAGCAGACACGACAGGCCUCUUCAACAGAAGCCAACAUCAGGAAGUGAGGCCCUGUUUGCACCAAAUUCACUCAUUCCUAUAAUAUACACAUUUAUUGAUUACAAUAUUGCUUAUGUAAUUUAAUUGAAAGGGGGAACAAACAUGUCUUGUUCCUUUACAUAUAUGGUGUUGAUUUGUUUUCAGGAAAACACUGGCAAGUGAUAAGUUCCCUUUUACAGAGGUAAAGUAAAUACAGUUAUUAUCUUAAGUUACUGAAUCUGUGUAAUAUCAUGUGUAAAGGAUACAAGCCAAGAUAAGGAUGUCAUUUCCUGUAUGGACAUUUUGUAUUUCAGAUCAUAAAUGAAUUUCUGGUAGACAAAGACAAGCCUGUCCACAAUUUCAAAUGGAGGACACCGAACAUGCUAUUAACGCAGGUAUUCAUUCAAAAAUGAAUAUUUUUUAACAGAUGCAAUUAAUAAAUAAUGUAUUACCUAAUUUGUCUGUUAGUCAAAUAACUUGUAAUAUUUUUUUUGUCUGUGAUCCAGAACUUUGCGUAUGAUAAGAUGGAGUGGCCUAAGCACUAUACCAGUGAAAAGGUUCUGGUCCUGAUGACGUACACUGAGCUGAUGAACAGAAAACAUGGAAGAGCGACGUCAUCACAGAUAAAACCACUACGGUACGGUCCCAUUCACACUCCAAUGGACUUCUCUGAGUGUAAAAUAUGGAAGUUACUCGCUUGUAGGCUAUAGAUAUUUUUAAUAUUACAUAUUAAAUUGUAUUUUAAAAUCCUCCCUGUUAACAGUAUAUGGAAGCCAAGAGUGAGGAAUGCAAUCGCCAGCUUUGAAAUCAUCUGGAGUAAGCCAGGUCAGUUUGAUCAAAUGAAACAGUGCUUCCUAUGAAGCCUUCCAUUUUCAAAAACCAUUAUGCUUAUGAAUGAGGGAUCAUUGCAGACGUUCCUUCUCUUUAUAUUAUCAGCAUUGCCCCCAUUGUUAUUGUUCUAUGAUAGUUUUUUGUAUUGUACUCUCCAAGCCAACUGAAAUCACAGUUUUCCAAACCUCUUAUUACCCUGUACCGGUUUGAUGUACUGUAUUCCUGUUAUGACAUCAGAGUUGCCUCAAUAACGAUUGGGGUGACAGUCUGUUUUGACCUAUGCAGAGUCUCUAUAAACCGGGGCUUCUCUGCCUGUCUCCGUGUUGUCUGUUAGUGACUUGUUGUGAGGUGGGGUUCAGAGGGGGGCAGAGGUGACAGAACAGCCACAACACCAUCAGGUGCUAAAAUGGCUUCCUCCCGGGCUGGGAAAACUGUCAUAUCAAAGUCCCGAAAACUGUCAUACCCCCCCCCCCCCCCCACUAACAACCUCAUCUGAUAUUUCAGACCUCACUGGGCCUGAGCUAACUACUGAAAUACCAUCCCCAAAUCUGUAUUAUUAUUUUGAGGGGGGCGUGGUUUGCAUCUGUAUGGUGAUUCAGCAGACAACACACAUAUUACACAAAAGACUGGAUACAAUUGUAUUGUUUGAAUUGUUUCAUAUCAUAUUUUCCGCCUGUAAAAAAUUGCUACUUUGUUUUUAGUAAUUUUGUAGUUUCGUCCAUGAUAUCCUCCCUGCAGAUCACUAUGUGUUUCCUGAGGACCACCCUGGGGACAGCCAGGACGAGGUGAGGACGGUGGAGGAAGAGGCUCUGUUCCGCCUGGCCUACCCACACGUGGUGGAGCUGUACCUCAGGGAGAAGGCUGAGGCUGAGAACAAGACCAAGAGUAAGGUCAACAUAUUAUGGCUGGAGAACAUAAUGUAUUAUGCUUACAUUUAAUUAAGAUUAAAUGACCUUAAGUUAUUGAUAUGAAAAUACAAUGAAUGUUAAUUCAUUUAGAAUGAUUGACAUUCUGAUACGAUAUUGACUGACAAUAACAUAUUGAUAUACUUUAUUGACGUAAAAUGAUACAGAGUUUUUUAAAACCGUAUUCAAUUUGUCCUUGGGGAGAAACGGGACGCCCCUAAACUUAACAGGCUCAACGACUGCUCACUACUUAGCUCAGACAGGGUGCGGAUCAAAGGCACCUGGAGCUUUGCGAUGUUUUUCAGUCUCUCUCUUAUAGGCCCUCUGACACCUGGACAUACAGGGUUUGGCAUCUCCGCUCCCUCACAUCAAGGCUUUGAUACACCAGAGGUGUCUGUCACACAGGAGCUGCUGUCACGUUAGACAGGUUGGGGCUGGCUCCCCCUGUAGCUCAGUGCUGUAGAGCAGGGGUACCCACAGUAGACUGGGUAGCGCCAACCAAGGGUACUUGGACUUGAAGAGACAAACUGUUAUGGUGGAUUUUGUAUCUGCCAUUUUGUCUCUUAUAUUUUCUGUCUUUCGUUUUCAGAGAAGAAACCGAGGAGUAAGAAAGACAAGCCUUCGGAUCCCUGUGAUGUUUCUGACCUCCUGGACAAAAUGUCGUUGCACAGUUCCACUGCUGACAACAACACCCAACAACCCUCUGCCACGGCAGCAGCACCGACCAUUACAACCAUUACACCAAGUAACAACUCAGUGUUGGUCCUGGAGGGUCCAGAGUCAGAGUCCCCAAAAAAGGGUCUGGAUCCUGGUAAAGACCAUCCCCGCUUAGAAGUACGUCUUGGAGCUCAGAUACAGAAAGUGAUGUCAUCUCCGUCUUUCACUUCCUCUGGGAAGAUUCCAGAAGCAGCGGCCUCCUCUCCGUCCGUUUCCAUGGUGAUGGAUGCUCUUCACCUGAGUGACAUCGACUGGGAGUCUCAGUCAUUCACGUCCUCCCCGCCCCCGCAGGCUGCUAGCGCUCGCACUGCCACUGACCCCAAGUCAGUCCAAACCACAGAUGAUGGUGUCAAAGAAAGGAUCACGAAACAGGGCCCCUCUACUGAUCUCAGAGCAGCGGAGGCCGUACCAGGGCCGUGUUAUAUAGAGUGUUCGCUGAGGGACAGGGUCCUAAUGAGAAACACCCGCAAGUCUGUGAACAUGGUGGACAAUGAUGAUGUCACCACCAUACACGUAAACUCCCAGUCAGCACCCCUGGAUUUAAUUGAUUCUAACAACAGCGGCCCUAAGCCAAUGGCACUGAUACCCAUUAAAAGCAGCAAUGACUCUAAGCCAUCAGAACAGCCGCUGGUGUGUGGUACGAAAGCCACACUUGUUGAUAAGGGCCAGAGCAUUGCAUUGGCCCGUAAGCCUCAACCUGCUCAUCACAGCUCAAAACCUAGCUCAGUGAACUCAACACAAACAGGCCCAGUCACCUCAACACAAACAAGCCCAGUCACAGCAACACAAACAGGCCUAGUCACAGCAACACAAACAGGCCUAGUCACAGCAACACAAACAGGCCCAGUCACAACAACACAAACACAAAGGGCUAGACAACAUGGUGCCGGUGAACCAAAGCCUCCACAGAAGUACAGAUUUGUAAAGAAGGCCAUAUCCUCUUCUUCCGCUCUGCCGCAAAGGAGCCACUCUGAACCUGGCGACACACAGCCUGGUCGGGAUGACAGGAACAUGAAGUCACAUCAGGAAACCAAGAAGAGCGUGUGCGCCAGUAUGUGUUCAUCGAGCGAGGACAGCGACACAGAGAGCCAGUGUCGGGGAGGAGUGCAGAUCAGGGCCAAAGUCAAACCCAAAAGCAGGCCCAGGUGCCAAUACCUCACAGACUACUCACUGAAACCCACCACCACUACAAAGGCAGUCUGGGACACAGUGACAGCACAGCCCCUCAGGCCUAGAGCUGCGUCUGCCAGUAUGGGUGAACAACCGAUACUAGGCAGCUCUGUGUCUACCUUGGGGAAGUGCCAGGAUGUUCCACCAAUUAGAAUUGAUGAUGACAUUGUGUUCAUUCCAAGUCCCGUUUCCCCAGUGACUGUGUCUGAUGGCGAUGACUCAGUGAUUUGCAGCAAGAGCCCACUGCCAUUGGCAGAGAGGGUGAGGCUGAAGUUCCUGAAAUGA